Messenger RNA from Arabis nemorensis, 1092 nucleotides. The record is from the annotation of a GenBank genome assembly. Lineage: Eukaryota; Viridiplantae; Streptophyta; Magnoliopsida; Brassicales; Brassicaceae.
AUGUCGUGCGGAGGCUCUCGCGCCUCCGUGCAUUUGUGGGACCACCAUCAUCCUCCUUCGCUCGMGUUAGGGUUCUUAGGUGCUAAGGUUUAUCAGCAAUCUUCAUUUGUGCUUAGACUUUCUUCGGCUAGAUUGCAGCAGCACAUCAAGUCUUCGUCUAGGUCUCACUGCAAAACUCCAGGACAAAACCCAGUUCCUCAAGAUUGUUUCAGCCAGGGAGAAGAUGAUUCUGAGCUUCAAGUUGAAGGGCUUUCCCCAGUUUCAGGAGGCAUUGUUGCUCUAGGGAAGUUUGAUGCCCUGCAUAUCGGUCAUCGAGAGCUUGCCAUUCAAGCUGCAAGAGUUGGUACUCCAUAUCUAUUGUCUUUUGUUGGAAUGGCUCAAGUACUCGGUUGGAAACCUAGGGCACCGAUCGUAGCCAAAUGUGAUAGAAAACGGGUGCUUUCCUCUUGGUCAUCGCAUUGUGGGAACAUAGCACCAGUAGAGUUUGAGAUAGACUUUGCCAGCGUUCGACAUCUUAAUCCACAACAGUUUGUGGAGAAAUUGGCAAGAGAGCUCAGAGUCUGCGGAGUUGUGGCAGGUGAAAAUUACCGGUUUGGAUAUAGAGCUUCUGGUGACGCCUCUGAGCUUGUAAGCUUAUGCGAAGAGUACGGUAUCAGCGCUUACAUCAUUAAGUCGGUGAUGGAUAAGAAUCAAGUCUGUGGAAUUGCAGAGACAGAGGAGUACUCAAAGUUGAAGGAAAGAGGACAAGUCUCGUCCACGCGAGUACGCCAUGCUCUUGCUGCAGGAGAUGUGAGGUAUGUAACAGAGCUUCUAGGCAGACCACACAGACUCAUCUCAAGGGCGAGAGCUCAAGAUAUAACAAGCAAAGGUAUGAUCUCGCUUCAGGCAUCGUCGCUGCUGAAUUUACCACCCGGAAAUGGAGUUUACGAAGAAUGUUCGCUUAUAUUUGGUGAUGAUGAGGAGCAUCCAAUUUCGUGUAAAGUUGUUGUGGAUACAUGGAAUCUCCAUAUAGAAACAGGGCAAGUAGAACAACGUCUCUGUAACUCAAAUGGGUCUCAAGAGUUAUUGCUCUUAGGGAUCGAGUUCGGUUGA